Messenger RNA from Thermochaetoides thermophila DSM 1495, 1008 nucleotides. RefSeq names its product glucose 1-dehydrogenase-like protein. Bases 1 to 1008 code for a protein of 335 amino acids. The record is from RefSeq and is a predicted model, not a curated record. Gene Ontology annotation, molecular function: oxidoreductase activity, acting on the CH-OH group of donors, NAD or NADP as acceptor. NCBI's taxonomy places the organism in Eukaryota, Fungi, Ascomycota, Sordariomycetes, Sordariales, Chaetomiaceae. The transcript has a single exon.
AUGACGCCAACCGGCCUUCUCCAAGGCAAAACGGCGGUUAUCACUGGCGGUACAACCGGCAUUGGCCGAGCUAUCGCCCUCGCCUAUGUCGCGCAAGGCUGUGAUGUGGCAGUCAAUCAUCUUGACUUACCAAAGGACAAGGCCCAUCUAGAGUCUCUGCUUGCUGAAGCUGCUGCCGUGAAGAAAAGGAACCCCUCUGCUGGUCGACUCGCUUACUUACCUGGCGAUGUUAGGGAUCCAAGCUCGGGACGGCAGCUGAUCGAGUUUGCUUUGAGGGAGUUUGGCAAAGAUCGGUUGGAUGUGUGUGUUGCAAACGCGGGGAUCUGUACCUUUGCAGAUUUAUUGGGGGAGGAAAGCGAGGAUGAGGAAGGCCAUGAGGAAGAGCAUGAGGGAACCGUGAAGGUCAGUGGCCAUAACGGGGCCAAUAUGUACUCAACCGGUGUCAACGGCAACUCCCACAGAGUCAACGGACGGUUGGACUGGGUCAACGGCUACACAAACUGCCACAAGAACGGCUCCUCUCAUCACAGAAUCGCUCCGCUAACCCUCGAUCUCUACACCAACACCGUCCGUACCAACCUCGACGGCACCUUCUACCUCUUGCGCGCUGCAGCCCGCCAAAUGGCCCUCAAACAACAUCCCCCCGGCGGCUCCAUCAUCGGCAUCUCCUCCAUCUCAGCCCUUGUCGGCGGCGGCCACCAAAUUCACUACACCCCCACCAAAGCCGGCGUCCUCUCCCUCAUGCAAAGCGCUGCUGUGGCGCUGGGCCGACACGGCAUCCGGUGCAAUGCCAUCUUGCCUGGUACUGUGUACACACAGUUAAACGAGGAAGAUUUGAGAGAUGAAGGGAAGAGGGCUUACAUGCAGGGGAGGAUACCGCUGGGGAGAAUUGGAGAACCGAGGGAUGUGGCGGGCCCGGCGGUGUUUUUGGCCUGUGAAGAGUUGAGUGGGUAUGUGACGGGAGCGCAAGUGCUUGUGGAUGGGGGACUGUUUGUGAAUCUGCAGUAA